UACAGUUUUAUCAGCAAUUUGAAGCGGUCUGUAGAAUAUUUGACUGAAAAAAAUACAUAAAUAAAAAAUAAAGUAGUUUACUUUAUCAAUUAAAUAUAUUUAAAACAAUGAUUUUUCAAAUAUUUAUAGUAUUUAGAGAUGUUAUGGUUUCAUUUUUUCAUUCUCGUUUUUAAAGACUAGAAAAAAAAAUAGAUUAUUCUAAAUUAAUUGAUUAUUGUGUUGACACAUUUUUAACAGUAAAAAAACAAAUCUGAAUAUAGCUUUGUUGAGAAAACAAGUCAAUGUUUAUCAAUCAACUUUUGUGCUUAUUUAAAUUUUAUUCACAUAAUUUAAUUGAAUAAUUUAUCCUGGGGUUUAUUCAUCUAACAUUAAUACAGAUAAUGUCAACUUAAUACAAAGUAAAUAUUUUCCAGAUAAUAUUUUAAUACUUUGGCUUCAGUACAGUAACAAUAUAAAAGCUAAGUUUACAACAACAUUAUUUCUUUUUCUCACGCUGUAAAAAUUGGUCUGCAUGCAUAAAAUGAUAAAUAUGCUGUAUGCAUAACAGUUAUAUAUCUGUUUGUUUAAAGGUGGGGUAAGUGAUUUCUGGUAGCCAAUUUUGACAUUUGAAAUCACCAAAACAAACACGCACCUACCCCAAAAGGGUCUCGCCCACUGAUCUAUAUAUAAUGUUCUCUAUUAUAGAUCAGUGGUCUCGCCCCUAUUUUGAUAGCUCCGCCCCACACAUACAUACGACAACGAUUAGUUCUUUGAAACAAAGCAAAACCAAUGUUACUCAAAGCAACCUCUGCAUCCGUUACUCCAAUGUUACUCCAAAAACAAAGCAACCUCUGCAUCCGAUCGCAGGCCUUCCCGCUCCUUGAGUUCUCUCCAGCGCUGGAAAGCUGAUCCGAUAUUUACACGGGUCCUACUUCUUGCCUUAUCGUAACACCGUGUUUAUACCGGACGCGAGCGGCGUGGUGCAGCGCAGCGUGACAAAAAAUACUAUAGAACUCAUUAUAAUCAGUGAUGCUGUCUACACUGGAUGGGACACGACAAAUCCCCGACAGUAAACUGCUGCUGUGUUCUAUUUAUGACGUAUUGACACAGAUUUCAAAUGAUUUUCAACGGUUGCUUUGUCGCAUCCAGUGUAGACAGGUCGCGUCCGGUGUAGACAUGGUGUAAGCCUUCUUUUGUUCCACAGACGUUUUCCUCUUUUUUUCUUAUUUUUUAUCCGCCAUCUCUAUCUUUCUGUCUUCGCUCGGCUAAUGUCCGUCAUGUGCACUAAUAAGCGCUCUCUCCUCGCAUCAUGAGUAGACAUGCCCCUUACUGCUGAUUGGCUACAAGUUUGUUUUGGUACUGGGCCUGACUCAGUUUUCUAAAGCGUUUUUGAAAAAAUGCAUAGCCCACCUUUAAUAUUGGAGGGUCCUUGGUAUAAAAAAGUCUGAAAACAGUUAGGUCAUGUAGGAUCCUAUACCAUUUGUUUUCUGUUUUGUUUUGGAAAUAGAGGUUGUAGAAUGUUGGGCAAGGUGUAUUAUUUGUUUUAUAAAAGCAAACAGAUUUUUUGAAUUUUUUUUUUUUUUUUAACCUGGCAGACCAUAAAAGGGGGAGAAAAAGCACACACUGAAGGAAGGUCUCCAAUUAUAAAUUACUUUUGAAUGCUGAAAUACCAUUAGCAUAGCAUAUUUUCUACAAGGCUUCAAGAGCUAACGGAAUGAUAGUUGGUUUUAAACAACCUUUUCCCCUGUCUCAUUUGUUGUUGAUUCUGAUGGAAAUUGAUGCAUAAUAGUGUGAAUCCAGCACGGUCACCUGUUGUAUUUGUACAUGCUAAUGUGUUUGUCUGGAGCAAAAGCUCUUUUCAUCUACAGGUCACAGCUCAACCACUGUUCAGCUCCAACACCGUGAACCGUGAAGAACGGCACAACACCAAAACCCAUCUGCAUUCUGUUGGUUAGAAAGCUAUUUCAUGCUUGCAGUUCUCUCCGCUGUGGGAGCUCCCUGUGUGUGUGUGUGUGUGUGUGUGUGUGUGCGCGCGUGAGGGAGGCACUAUGCAGUCGGAGCUCCACACACACAGAGCAUGCCUGUGAGUGCGGGCUCGGGCAAACAUGAGCCUUCCCAGCCCAGAGAUCGUCCACAGCAGCAGCCCGAACUCCCGUCUGAGCCCCCCUCUGCCCUCCCCCUCUCCUCUCUCCCUCUCUCGCUGCCUCUCUCUCUCCCUCUCCUCAUCUACUCUCGCCCUGCGCAGCCUCUUCCCCGCCACCUCUCCAGCACCAGCCGGGGGGACAUCUCCCGCUCUCCGCACGCCGACGUUUGCCGAGCGCCGGCCGGCCCCAUGGAGGAACCCCAGGGCAACACACUGGUCGUCCGCAUAGGCAUCCCUGACCUGCAGCAAACGAAAUGCAUGAAGUUUAAUGUGGAGUCGCCCAUCUGGUUGUCUAAACAACGAAUCCUCUGCACACUCAACCAGAGCCUGAAGGAUGUGCUAAACUACGGCCUCUUCCAGCCUGCGCACAACGGAAAAGCCGGGAAGUUCCUGGAUGAGCAGCGAACACUGAAAGAAUACCCACUUCCUGCCAUCUCUCCUGUCCCAUACCUAGAGUUUCGCUACAAGAGGCGAGUGUAUACACAGACACACCUGGAUGAAAAACAGCUGUUGAAGCUUCACACUAAGGCUAACUUGAAGAAGUUUAUGGAAUAUGUUCAGCAAAGGAACGUUGAGAAGGUAUCAAAGUUUCUGGAGAAAGGGCUCGACCCAAACUUCCACGACCCAGAGACCGGAGAAUGUCCAUUGACAAUGGCGUCGCAGCUGGAAGGUUGUGCAGAGCUCAUAAAGCUUCUGAAGAAUGGAGGAGCUCACCUGGAUUUUAGGACCAGAGACGGCAUAACUGCCCUUCACAAAGCAGUCCGCACCAAGAACCACACGGCACUUAUUACGCUGCUGGAUCUGGGUGCCUCUCCGGAUUACAAGGACAGCCGUGGCCUGACUCCUCUGUAUCACAGCUCUAUGGUGGGGGGCGACCCAUACUGCUGCGAGCUCCUGCUGCAUGAUCACGCUCAGGUGGGCUGCAUGGACGAGAACGGCUGGCAGGAGAUUCACCAGGCUUGUCGUCACGGACAUGUGCAGCAUCUGGAACACCUGUUGUUCUACGGAGCGGACAUGAGCGCUCAGAACGCUUCUGGAAACACUGCCCUGCACGUGUGUGCUCUCUAUAACCAGGAUAGCUGCGCGAGAGUGUUGCUGUUCAGAGGGGCGAAUAAGGAGAUUAAGAACUACAACAGCCAAACUGCCUUCCAGGUGGCUAUUAUAGCUGGAAACUUUGACCUGGCAGAAAUUAUAAAGACUCACAAAGCAUCAGAUGUUGUGCCUUUCAGGGAAACGCCUUCCUACGCAAAUCGCCGGCGCGUGACCGGAGGCGACACGCUGACAUCAUCACGCUCGCUGCCUCGCUCCGCCUCCGACAACAAUCUGAACAACGUGGCUGACAUAGGCCCCGCCCACUCACCCGUGCCGUCUCUGAGGAGCCUGCCCCCUCUGGCGCACACUGGGAUCGAUGCGGCGGCCGACGGCAGCCUGCAGAGCACGGGCAGCUCGCUCUCCUCGCACUCCCGCUCGCCCUCCCUCCAGCGCGUCAGCGAGGAGCCCGGCACGCAUGCAGUACGCCGACACGCGCCCCUCACGCACUCCCACAGCCGCGGACGCCUCAGCCCAGGGACGGUCCAGCGGGACCCCAGCCCUCCUCCCGUGGGGCCCUCGCACACACUCUCAGGAGCCCGGGGCCCCAAACGGAAACUCUACAGCGCCGUGCCGGGGCGCACCUUCAUCGUGGUCAAACCAUACACGCCGCAGGGAGAGGGAGAGAUCCAGCUGAACCGCGGCGAGAGGGUCAAAGACUACCACUCAAACGCAGUGGAAGUGUUAAGUAUAGGAGAAGGGGGUUUCUGGGAAGGGACAGUGAAAGGAAGAACCGGUUGGUUUCCUGCAGACUGUGUGGAGGAGGUACAGAUGAGACAGUUUGAUCCUCGACUUGAGACGAGAGAGGACCGAACCAAGAGGCUGUUCAGACAUUACACUGUGGGCUCCUACGACAACUUUACCUCAUAUAGUGAUUACAUCAUCGAGGAGAAGAACGCUGUGCUCCAGAAGAAAGAGAAUGAGGGAUUCGGCUUUGUCUUGCGGGGAGCUAAAGCGGAGACGCCCAUUGAAGAGUUUACACCCACACCUGCCUUUCCUGCACUGCAGUACCUGGAGUCUGUGGAUGUUGAGGGCGUGGCCUGGAGGGCGGGGCUAAGGACUGGUGACUUCCUGAUUGAGGUGAAUGGUGUAAACGUGGUAAAAGUGGGACACAAGCAGGUGGUGUCACUUAUACGGCAGGGUGGGAAUAACCUCCUGAUGAAGGUGGUGUCAGUCACACGCAAGCCAGAGUCUGAGGAGUCAGUCAGGAAGAAGGCGCCCCCGCCUCCAAAAAGAGCGCCCAGCACCACCCUCACCCUGAGGUCCAAAAGCAUGACCGCUGAGCUCGAAGAACUAGCCUCUGCGAGGAGGAGAAGAGGAGAAAGGCUAGAUGAGAUUUUGGCCUCUCAGGAGACAGUACUGAGGCCAAAGGUGGAAGCAGACUACAGAGCAGCAACGGUGAAGCAACGUCCUACUAGUCGCAGAAUUACACCAGCAGAAAUCAGUUCUCUUUUUGAGCGGCAAGGACUUGCUCUCCAUGGUGCUCUACACCCAGCGUUGGAAAAAGCCCACAUGCAGCUGCCGAAAAGCAUGGCUAGAACGAAGUCUUUUGGAGCAACGGAAGAGGAUCGACUGUCUGCCCUGGCAGCAGAGCACAGGUUUCCACGGAGCUCCUCCAUGACGGACAGCCUGAGAGACAGCCAUAGUAUUCCUCCACCUCCUCAAACGGCUCCCCCACCUCCCCCAUCGCUUUACUAUCUAGAUACUGGACCCCCUCCUUCGUUCUGCCCACCCCCUCCCCCUGGCCGCAUUCACGACCCCAGCCGUUCCAGUUUUAAACCAGGCUCUGAACCAAGACUGCACGCUUUGCCACAGACAAUGUCUGCUGAGCUGUUUGAGCCGCCUCGCCAUGCCUCCCACAUGGAUCGGCAGAAAAAAGCCCGCUCCAUGAUCAUCCUGCAGGACUCCUCCCACCUUCCCGUGGAGCCUACUGACAUCCCCAGGCCAGGUCCAGUUUCAACUCCGCCCGAAAGGAUCAAGCGGAAAGGUCGGGUCAUCGAUAACCCCUACGCCAAUGUGGGCCAGUUCAGUGUGGGCCUUUUCACGCCGCCUCCGAGCAAGCCACAGCGGAGGAAGAGCCCGCUUGUAAAGCAACUGCAGGUGGAAGAUGCUCAGGAGAGAGCCUCGCUAGCACUGGCAUCCAUCCAUGCGAGAGAGCACUCUCCCUCUGGGCGCCUAGUUGCCCACCAUACCAGCAGGGCUGAUUUCUAUCAGCAGCAGCAGCAGCUGUUGCAGGAACGCAGUCAAGCUCAGGCUGAGGGACUGUUGCAAGGAAAGGGACCUUUCGCUGCCGCCAUUGCUGAUGCUGUGAAAGACCGGGAACGUCGUCUGGAGGAGAGGCGGAAAUCCACAGUCUUCCUAUCAGUGGGCACUAUGGAGGGCAGUUCGCAACCACCCCCAGAGGCCCCCUCACUCACACCAUCCCGUUCUGUUGAUGAGCGAAUGCUCACACGUGAACUUGGUCAGUUGCCUCCUCCCGCCCUGGCGUUGCGGCCCUCUCCUGGGGGCACCACCUUCAUUCACCCACUGACGGGCAAGCCCCUGGACCCCAACUCUCCAUUGGCACUUGCGCUGGCCGCAAGGGAACGGGCAUUAACUUCCCAGAGUCAGUCCCCUUCAAGCAGCCCUGAGCCCAGAACUAAACAUGAAGCUGCUGGAGGGGUGCUGUAUAUGGAGACCCAGACCAAAGAGGCUGCGCGGUCGGAGGGUGAGGGGGAGUUUGCCUCACCUCCCUUUUCCCCUGCAACAAAAAGAAUUUACGAGACCUCCGCCCCCACCAGCAGAAUACAGUGGGGAAGUCCCAUAUCCACCAGGAAAGAGUUAGAAACAAGGACAGAAUCGAAGGAGGAAAGGAAAAUUGAGGACAAGAAGAGUAUGCUCAUCAGCAUCAUGGACACGUCUCAGCAGAAAACUGCUGGGCUUAUCAUGGUUCAUGCAACGAGUAAUGGGGAGGCCGUGGGGCCCAGCCCAGAACACGCUGUCCCCUCUCCCUCUCCUAAGGGGGCAUUGUCAGAGAGCCCGAAACCCAUGCUAGCCGAAAUUAAACGCGCCAAGUCCCCUGGUCCCGAUGCUCCUUCGAGAUCCACCCCGCCUCCAGCCACAGCUCCAACUUCCCAGCCACCUCCCAGCCCGUCCUCAGAUAAAACCCUGGCACAGGGUAGUUCUGAGGAGGAUGUGGAACCCUAUACGGUCACAUUGCCACCUGCCAUGCUCUCUUCCAGUGACGAGGAGACUCGUGAGGAGCUCCGCAAAAUCGGUGUGGUUCCUCCACCUAAUGAAUUUGCCAAUGGCCUUCUUGGAAAGACACCUGCAACUGCAGUACCUCCUGCUCCUACAUUGGCACAGACAACCUCUUCUGCCCUGUCCUCGGCUCCACCCCCACCUCCCGCUCCUCCAGCAGCGGUCGCCGCUGCAGCACAGGUCCCCGCUAGCAGUGGCCCGCAAGCAGCCUCAGGGAAGCCAUCUGAGUCCCACCUGGGCCCAGAGUCUGCUGCUGACUCCGGGGUGGAAGAGGUAGACACUCGUAGCUCCAGUGAUCACCACCUGGAGACCACGAGCACCAUCUCCACCGUCUCCAGUAUGUCCACACUGUCCUCGGAAAGCGGCGAGCCCACGGACACCUACACCACCCACGCAGAUGGCCAGACGUUCAUUCUUGAUAAGCCGCCAGUGCCUCCAAAGCCAAAGCUCAAGUCCCAGCUCAGCAAGGGCCCGGUGACGUUCAGGGACCCCCUGCUCAAGCAGUCAUCCGAUAGCGAACUGCUCUCACAGCAGCACGCGGCUGCGUUGGCUGCUGCUGCGGGAGCCUCAGGCCCGGCCAGACCCCGCUACCUCUUCCAGAGACGCUCCAAGUUGUGGGGGGACCCCGUGGAACCCCGUCCACUUUCAGGGGCAGAGGAAGGCAAGCCCACUGUGAUCAGCGAGCUCAGCUCUCGGCUGCAGCAGCUGAACAAGGACACGCGCUCACUCGGGGAAGAGCCGCUUGGAGCUUCACUUGACCCUGGAAGAAAAUCGCCCGUGGUCGGUGCAAGACUCUUCAGCAGUUUGGGGGAGCUCCAUACUAUCUCUCAGAGAGGAUACGGCACCACCUACACCAUCAGACCAGGCAGCCGCUACCCAAUGACCCGGCGGACGCCCAGUCCCGGUUCCCCGGACCGCUCGGAUCCUCUGGGACCCAUCCGGGGCUUCGGUCUGGCCACUUCUCCCAUCACACCCCCCACCAUCCUUAAGUCGUCUAGCCUCAGUCUCCCUCACGAACCUAAAGAAGUGCGUUUCGUCAUGAGGAGCUCCAGCGCGCGGAGUCGCUCUCCCUCGCCCGCCCCCUCCUCGGGCAUGCCCUCCCCCCUGCUCACCCUGCGGCCGUUCCACCAGAAGCCCCUCCACCUAUGGAACAAGUACGACGUUGGCGACUGGCUGGCCAGCAUUAACCUGUCUGAACACCGGGAGCGAUUCCAAGAGCAUGAGAUCGAGGGCUCCCAUCUGCCUGCUCUGACCAAGGAGGACUUCGCUGAGCUGGGCGUGACGCGCGUCGGUCACCGCAUGAACAUUGAGCGCGCCCUUAAACAGCUGCUGGAGAGUUGACCACGCGCCUCCCUCUACCUGUAGCUAGUCUCAACACAGUUUUCUUUUAUUUUUCUUAUUUAAUUUGCUUUUCUUGUCAUUUUUAUUGCAGUUCUUGAGAUUUAAAUCCAAAGUGUGUCAUUUCGAUGUUAAAAUAAUUGUCCUAUCCCACACUUUUGUAAAAAGCAAUCCCUGGUGUAGUAUUAAUAUGUACUAUUUAGGUACUAAUAGGUACAUUUUUGGUGCUAAUAUGUAAGGCAGAGAUGUUUAAUUUUCCUUUUGAUGGGCCACGUUUUUUCAGAGUUUAGCUCUCAGCAGUUUUAAUACACUUGCCUGGAAGUUUCUAGUGAUUCUGUAGACCUUGAUUAGCUGUUUCAGAUGUGUUUAACUGGAACUAGAGCUAAACUCUGCUGACAAGUGGCCCUCCAGGAGCAGGAUUGGACACCCCUGCUUUAAGGUACUGUUAUGAACCCUUUAGCGGUAGAAAUAAGUAGGGUUGCAAAGAGGCGGAAAUUUUUGGAAUGUUUACAGAAAUUUUCCACCCUUUGCAACCCUAUAAAUAAGGUACAAAGGAAGGGUACUGCACCAGUGACAGCUUUUUUUGGACGUUUUUUCCCAGGAAUGCAAUUUAAUAUUCCCUUAAAAACAUUGCUCUGUUUAUUUGAGCAUCCCAACCAAUCCGACGCACCAACAUUGGCAGUGUUUGUCCAACCAAUGACAGAUUGGAAAACAAUUUAAACAAUCAUUUUUGCAAUUGCCGCAGAAAUGACACACUUCAGUUUUAAAUAAUCUCACUAUUUCCUAAAUCCAUCAUUGGUGUAGUGGGUGUUGACUCCAUGCUGUUUUUUUGUAGCACUAUCCUAAGCCCCUCCCACUCUGCCAGCAGCCAAUCACAUAGCUGCUGUGUAUUUGGAAGGGGCUGUGAAAUUAGUGAUCGAAUUGGCUUUGUUCACACUGCACAAAAAUCUCAUUUAUUUUUGCUAAAUCAGAUCUGCUGAUAUCUGGUUUAUCCACAAUUGCGUUAUGGCAUCUUGUCAUGGUGCAUUAAAGUAUUUAAUGCAUUUUUGCAAAUACUUAAAAAUGCUCAUUGAUUCAACUCAUUUACUAUUCACUGGAUAGUUUGCUAUAUGGUGAAAAAGUGAAAGAAAAUUAGUGUAAAUCUCAUCCCAAAUUAGGAAAAACUACUUGAAAUCCAAUUCGACAGUUCACACUGCAUUUUAAUCUGAUUUCAAACCACUUACAGUAAUGUGGGUCAAAAAUCGUUUUUUUGUUUUUGUUUUUGUUUUUCCUAUCCAGACUACAAAACUCAUAUUUUUGCUGUCUGUCUAAACAAAGCCUAUUCAAAACAUCUCGUAAUUGAUUCUUCAGUUUCAUUAGCAUGAUAAACACCCACUCAUCCCUUGGUUUCAAAUCCAGUUUUUUUUUUACCGCUGUGUCAUUCAUUCAGAGAAAGGAGGGAUGCUGUUGAGAAAAGGAAGUUCAGUUGCCUUUCAGAGUAUUUUUUUAGGAGUGGAUGAGCAGAGUGGGCGUGGCCGGAUCCUCUCUGUCUACCGCCUGCCCCCUUCUGGCUGAGGGACGUACUACACUCGGAGAAUGUUUAACCAACACUAGUGGCUUUUUCAUAAUCAGACUCUUAACUUUGGGUUUCCAAAGGAAAUAUGACAUUAGAUAGAAUAUCUCAAUGUAUUUAAAUAGCUUUGAAAAUGGAGGGAGACAGCAAACAACAGGAUGGACCGUGCAAAACUGCACCUGUCUCUCUCCCUAGAUGAUUUAUUCCACCAAUAAUUUACCCAUUUUUACCAAUUAUAUACAUAUAUAUUUGACAGAAAAAAAGUAUAUAGAUAUAUGAAUAUAACACUUUUGUCAUAAAUAUAACUUAUAUAUGAUAUUAUAUAUAUAUAUAUAUAUAUAUAUAUAUAAAGACAAAAAAACACUCUUGAAAAUGAUUUUUGAUGGUUAUCCUUUUAUGAUGGACUGUAGCAUGAAACGUUACAUCACCAUACGGAAUGACGGUUGACUGGUUUGUUCGAUUUGCAUUGUACCACCCCCUUUUUUGCUUUGUUAUAGUUUUACAGAACCUGGUCUUCCAUCUUUAAUUGGGCUGUAACGGUGUGUUCAUGUUUGAGCCCUUCACACACACCGCUUUUGUCUGUUAUUCAUUUGUAGUUUUUUCGUAUGAAACAAAAACGCGUUCCCAGUGCAGUUACACACUUUCAUGCACACAACCACACCGGUUUCUUAUCCAAAUUUGAUCUAAAUGAGUCUUCUUAAUCUGGUAAUAAGAAAUUCCGAAUAAGAAACUCUGCAAUAAGUGUGCGUGCAAACAAGUGUGUGAACAAACGUGUGUGAGGUGUGCAUGACAGAACCACUGGGGGACGAGAAACAUCUGGAAUAUCGCAGCUCAUCUGGACGGUAACAACUGGUGUUCGACAUCUCAUUAAGAAACCAGAAGACAGAAUCUAUAAUUGUAAAAGUUUCCAACAUAUGGAUUAUAUGUUAACCUGCUGUAAGCACUGAAGCCUUUGGCUUAUUUGUUUUGGCCUUUUUUAUUUAUUUAUUUCUUUCUUUAUUUUUCUUUCUCCUCAUAGGUGGAUUUUGUAGCUUGUGAAAUAUGAUGCUUAGAAGAAUUUUUAUAAAUUCAUUUAGAAUGAAUUUUAGAAUGACAACUAGUUAAAAGAAGAAGCUGAGGACAAAAGAUUUCAUGAAAAAACAAUCAAUGAAAAAGAAGCCCAGAGAUCCUGCAGCUGUAUAUAUGGACAAAUGACUAAAAUAUUUGCUUUUUAUAUCAAUCACAAGCAAUGUAUAUACGAUAGUUUUCAUAUAAAUUUUUAAAAAUCAAAAAAUAUAUAGAUCUAUAUAUGAAUGUUUGGCAUAUAUGCAUAGUUAACCACCUGACAAAAAAGGUGAAAAUUUUACUCUUUGUAUGGAGUUCGGGGGUGAUUUGCACAAAACAAGGUGCUAGCAUUUCAAGCCAUUCAUUCCCACCUGUCCCAUUCAACCCUCCAUUAGGGCUCAACAGAUGCACAUUUAAACGAAACCUGGGACAUGCAAACACAGACACACAGACGCUCAUUUCUCUUCUGUGCACCAUCAGUCCUAUUUUUAAUACCCAACGUGUGUGUGUGUGUGUGUGUGUGUGUGUCAGACUGUGAGGGCAGAAAGAGUUAAUGCUUCACCAUUGGUCAUCUCUUCUCUUGCAUCUGAAAUCAGGCCGCACACAAAAACAGCCAAGGAUGACGAGACCUUCUCAGUGCAUCAUCAGAUGAGCACGGCAGUAACACUGUGUGGGAAAAAGCCCUUCUGUAGGAGCAGCCAGUAGAUGCCAUAUUUAUCUUGAGAUGAACGAAAAGAGAAGCUGUGAGGGAUUGAAGUACAGCCUGUUCACACUGCAGGUAAAUACAGAUGUCACUCCUCUUCUUUAUGCUGUUCUAGACACACUGUUUAAAUAUAGGAGUGACAUUCUAAACCUGAUUUCACUUGGGAUGCAAAAUCAAUUGUGAUUUUAGGCAUUACAACAGUAUAAUGUACAGAAUGAAAAAUAGAUUGUAUUUUCAUUCAUUUAUUACUGGUAAAUAAUAAUUUAAUUUUUUUCGGGGGGUGAAUCUUUUAGUCAGCAAAAAUGCAUUAAAUUGAUCAAAAGUGACAGUAAAGACAUUUAUAAUGUUACAAAGAUAUCUAUUUCAAAUAUUUCUAUUCAUCAAAGAAUCCAGUAUCACAGUUUCCACAGGAAAUAUUAAGUGGAAAAACUGUUUUCAACAUUGAUGAGCGGCAAAUCAGCAUAUUAAGAUGCUUUCUGAAGGAUCAUGUGACACUGACUGGAGUAAUGAUGCUGAAAAUCCAGCUUUGCGCCACAGGAAUAAAUUAAACUUUAAAAUCUAUUAAAAUAGCAAAACUGUAAUAAAAUUCAUGUUUUUACUACAUGUUUUGAUCCCAAAAAUGCAGCUUUAGUGAGUGUUCUAUUUAAAUGAAUUAAAUAGUUUUAAUGAAUAUUAAUAUUGAUCAAUAUUAAUAAAUUAAAAAUCUACUGAUAUGGUAUCGGUAGUGUCUCAAAGACAUUUAUAUUCAUUUUUUCCUCUGAUUUGCAUUUAAAAUAUACAAAUUUCCAGCAUAAAAUAAGGGUUUUAAAAAUCAAAUGUGACUUGUGACCUUAAAACAGUACUAAAUUGAACAGACUGUACUUUUAUCACCUCAUAGCUUCAUUUCUGUUCUGUAAAUAUGGUGGUUGUUCGGAUUAAAUUUUAUUCUCCCAUCCUAGAUGAAGACUAGUUACUAUUUAGCUCAUUAACAGAGAUCCUGACCUCCCCUCCUAAAGCAGCCGCUCUGCGUUAAACCGUCAGUCUGUUUGACUGUACAAGGGCUUGAAUGAAGGUGUUGAGGGGCCGUUUGGAGUCGGGCCCCAAGAUAACUGUGAAUUACUAACUACACAUGUCCUCCAAUGCAGAUGAGCCCUGGAAAAAUACACACAGAUUCCUUCAUCCCACUUCGUUUUUUUUACAUAAAAUCUUACGGAAACGCUCGAGUUUUGAUUUAGAGAUGACCUAUUUAAUUUCCCAUCCCGCUAAAAAAAUCAUGUCCCUUUUUUCAGUUCAUCCAGAAGAACAAAAGCAAGCGUGCGUAUGUUUUUGUGAAUGUCGUCCCACUCUGGAGACUUGGAACUGCAUUUCUGAGCCAUAUGUACCACAGUUUUCCAUCAUUUUCAUGAUAUUGAUUUUGUCAUGUACAUUACAUUAUAGUUGUUCUUGCAGGAGAUGAAAGGACAUGAAGAAAAAUGAACAAAUGUGCCAAAAAGUAUUUAGCGUUUUUUUUUUUCUUUGAGGUUUGUAGGAACUAAACGCUGUUUGAACCAGCACUAUGGUGCCACCUCCUGGAAAUCUUGAGACAUCUCCUAUUUUCUUUUGCUCUCUUUUGUUUCCCCAAAUAUAGGAGUUUAUAUACAUUUGAAUGUUUUUCAACGAUUUCCAUAUGUGGCCCAAUUCAUUGAGUUUCAUGGGCACAUUCAUGUCUGGGUUUAAUGGUCUGUUCUGUUUGGCUUGAAUUCCAGUAAGUCAAUUAGUGACUGACUUGCACAUUCGGUGGACGCUCUCCCUGACCUUUGCCCUUUACUCUCUCCCAAUGUAGCGCAGACAUCAGGGGUUCUGCAUAUUUAACCAGAAUGAAAAUUGCAAUUGAUUUCUUUGUAAUUUUACUCGACCAAUGGCAGGACUAAACAUGAAAUAAAACACAUCAUUUACAUGACUACAGUAUGUUCUAUAGGGUUGUCCAUCUUGUUUUCUGACCAACAAAAGCACAAUAAAAAUGGCAAGAAAUGCAGUAUAUACUGCUUUAAUGAG
This is a messenger RNA of Onychostoma macrolepis, 13101 nucleotides long. It is a transcript of the gene shank3a, whose product is annotated as SH3 and multiple ankyrin repeat domains 3a. The coding region runs from base 2057 to 7792 and encodes 1911 amino acids. Lineage: Eukaryota; Metazoa; Chordata; Actinopteri; Cypriniformes; Cyprinidae. Gene Ontology annotation, cellular component: postsynaptic density; postsynaptic membrane; dendritic spine. Gene Ontology annotation, molecular function: synaptic receptor adaptor activity; ionotropic glutamate receptor binding. The record is from RefSeq and is a predicted model, not a curated record. The transcript is spliced from 24 exons.